Messenger RNA from Diceros bicornis minor, 1414 nucleotides. RefSeq names its product UTP11 small subunit processome component (gene UTP11). NCBI's taxonomy places the organism in Eukaryota, Metazoa, Chordata, Mammalia, Perissodactyla, Rhinocerotidae. Gene Ontology annotation, biological process: rRNA processing. The record is from RefSeq and is a predicted model, not a curated record. Gene Ontology annotation, cellular component: small-subunit processome; nucleolus. Bases 79 to 840 code for a protein of 253 amino acids. The transcript is spliced from 8 exons.
GGUAGGAUCAGUGGACGCGGCGGCUGAGACCGUGCGGAACUGGCGUUGUCUACUGAGCUUGUCCGGCCGUGAGCAGAGAUGGCGGCGGCUUUUCGGAAGGCAGCUAAGUCCCGGCAGCGGGAACACCGAGAGCGAAGCCAGCCCGGCUUUCGAAAACAUCUGGGCCUGCUGGAGAAAAAGAAAGAUUACAAACUUCGUGCAGAUGACUACCGGAAAAAGCAGGAAUACCUCAGAACUCUGCGGAAGAAGGCUCUUGAAAAAAAUCCAGAUGAAUUCUACUAUAAAAUGACCCGGGCGAAACUCCAGGAUGGAGUUCAUGUUAUUAAGGAGACUAAGGAAGAGGUAACUCCGGAACAGCUGAAACUGAUGAGAACUCAGGAUGUCAAAUACAUAGAAAUGAAAAGGCUGGCAGAAGCUAAGAAAAUUGAAAGACUAAAAUCAGAGCUCCAUCUGCUGGAUUUCCAGGGGAAGCAACAGAAUAAGCAUGUGUUCUUUUUUGACACCAAAAAGGAAGUUGAACAGUUUGAUAUUGCAACUCACCUGCGAACAGCCCCGGAACUAGUCGACAGAGUCUUUAAUAGACCCAGAAUAGAGACCUUGCAGAAGGAGAAAGUGAAAGGAGUUACGCAUCAGACUCGACUUAAGCGGAUCGCUAAAGAGAGGCAGCAGCAGUAUAACUGCCUGACACAGCGGAUUGAGCGCGAGAAGAAAUUGUUCGUUGUUGCACAGAAAAUUCAAACACGCAAAGAUCUUCUGGAUAAAACUCGGAAGGUAAAGGUGAAGAAAGAAACAGUGAACUCCCCAGCUAUUUACAAAUUUCAGAGUCGUCGAAAACGUUGAAGUGUUACAGAUAAGCCUUGUCAUUCCGCACGGAAAAGAAUUCUGUUUUUUUUCCCAGUAACUUCAAAUUCCAUUAGUCUAGAUGACCUGGUUUUCCUGUUUGUAACCAAAAUUUUUUGUGGCUCUGACAUUUGAUAUGAACAACAUUGAAGCCCCUUCCCCCGUCUUACUGUUUUUGGGUUGUGAAAUAGGUCUUUUUUGUAUAUACUUACAUUUUUUUCAUUAUGAAAGUUAUAUAAUCUCGUUACAGCAAAUUUGGAAAAUAAACGAGUUCAUCGCUAGUCCCAGUACUUAUUCAAGAACAACAAAUAAUGAUCACGUACUUACACUGCUAGGAGCUAGGGCAGGGGAGGUGAACAGCUACUGUGAGCAUUCUGGUUCCCUUCCUCCAUUUCGUGAAGGUGUGCACUGGUUUUUGUGUCUUGUAGUUGUAAUUAUAGUAAACAAUUUCAUAGCCUACUUUUUUCGCUUACUAUUAAAUCGUUAGCUCUUUUCCGUUUUGUUACAUCAUUAAAUUUUUAAAAAGUAAUAUAUGCUCAUAGUAAAAAUUAAAAUAAAUAUUGCUUUUAAUGUU